ACGAAUCCGGAUCAAGUUGAUCUAAGCAAUACCCUACGCGCGUAGAGGGUGAAAAAACCGAGAGAGAGCGAAGACGACAUGACGGAGAGUAGCCCGAGACGGCUUAGGGGUCACAAGGCCACGGCCACGUGCUGCAUCGCCUCUCGCGAACGUCCUGGCCUCGUUGCCACUUCCGGCGAGGAUGGUUGCAUUUGCUGGUUUGAUAUGCGAUGCAAAGACGUGCAACUUGUGAUGGAUGUUGCAAAGGAACCCGUUUCAUCAUUAUGUUUCAAGUCAGGGAAUGAAGAGAUUAUUUGUGUUUCUUCAGGAAAGGAGGUCAAGUGUUUUGAUGUGCACAUGGCUGCUGCAUGGAAGCCAUUGGAGGCUUAUACUUACAAUAAAGAGGAGAUAAAUCAGGUUGUAUGCAACUCUAAGUCCACUUUUCUUGCUGCUGCAGACGAUGGUGGUGAAGUGAAGAUCAUUGACAUCCACCAGCAUUGCCUUUAUAAAACACUAAGGGCUGGCCAUUCAAGUAUCUGUAGCAGUGUGCAAUUUCUUCCUUGGAGACCUUGGGAAGUUAUUACUGGAGGUCUUGACUCAAGGCUAGUUUUGUGGGACUUCUCCAAAGGGCGCCCUUACAAAAUUCUUGAUUUCAGUUUGCCUGACGCGAACGGUAGUGGUAGUUCGGGACAAUGCUUUAAUCCUGCUUUUGUUCAUGCACUAGCAGUUUCAGAAGUUGAUAUGUUGGACAACUUAGGCAAGAUGUGUGCUGUCGCGAGGGGUGAUGGUGCUGUUGAUGUGAUUAGUAUCGAGUUAGAACUUGCUGCUAUGAGGUCAAAAAGCUCUACAAAACCCCGGAAAGGAUCUCAAUCAAGGUCUAAAGACGGUAGUCCGAGUGGUGAGGUAGAAAACCCAGAUCAAAGCAGACAAACGAGGUUGCAUUUGGAUUACUCAUUUGGGGGGCAUACUGCUGCUGUCUCUUGUGUGGCGUUCUCUUUGUUUGGGGAGAGAGGGAAAUUCAUUAUUUCAGGAGGAAAUGAUAAGUCUGUGAAGGUCUGGGAUUGGUCCAGAUACCUUGAUGCAGGGCAAUCUGAUGGCAACAACAAUCCACAUUUGAACAUCAAUCUCAGCAAAAAAGUCAAUUGGCUUUGCACCACUCCAACUGAAACAGAAAACCUUGUUGUUUGUGAUACAACAAAAGUUGUGAAAGUCUAUUCUGUAUCGUGGACCAUGCUUCAUUCUGUGCUUCCUAUGAUGGUUGAGAUCUCAAGGAUACUUGGCAGGGACAUGGAUUCACAAUCAUGUGAAGCACACGGAGAGACCCCUCGGAAAAUCUGGUUAAGGUGUUGCGUCCAUAAGGUAAGGGGAAGUGAAACCAAUAUGAUGGAGUCUGGGGUUCCUGUUUGCAACUCUUGUGGUGAGCAAGUUGGGGUCAAUAACAAUGGAGAGGUGUUUGUGGCUUGCCAUGAAUGCAAUUUCUCCAUUUGCAAGGCUUGUGUUGAUUAUGAGAUUAAGGAAGGCCGGAAAGCAUGCUUGAGGUGUGCUGCUCCAUAUGAAGAUAAGUCAAUCGACGAAGCUGAACUAAAGGCAUCCGGCGAUCGAUCCACAAUGGCUGCUCACCUUAAUGAUUCUCAGGUACAGGAUGUUGGAGUUCAUGCCAGACAUGUCAGUAGUGUCUCUACGGUGGAUAGUGAAAUGAAUGAUGAGACUGGGAAUCCAAUAUGGAAGAACAGAGUAGAGAGUUGGAAGGAUAAGAAGAACAAGAAGAAAAAGGCUGCAACCAAGGCCGAAAUUAAGGCUAAAAAGGAUGAUGAAAUUCCACCAGAGCAGCAGAUGGAAGAGAAACAGUCCCCAGAGGCUGUACAGAUACUUUCAAGUGUUAUUCCAAUUCCAUCCAGCAAACUGACACCAUACAGAUGUGUUAUAAUUAUGCGACUUGUAGUUUUAUCGCUCUUUUUCCAUUACCGAAUAACAAACCCCGUAGACAGUGCUUUUGGCCUUUGGCUCACUUCUGUCAUAUGUGAGAUCUGGUUUGCUGUUUCUUGGGUAUUGGAUCAGUUCCCUAAAUGGUCUCCAAUCAACAGAGAGACAUAUAUCGAUGAGCUAUCUGCAAGGUAUGAAAGGGAAGGUGAACCGUCUGAGCUUGCUGCUGUGGAUUUCUUUGUGAGUACAGUCGAUCCGAUGAAAGAACCCCCACUGAUCACUGCCAAUACUGUGCUUUCCAUCCUUGCGGUGGACUACCCUGUCGAUAAAGUCUCCUGCUAUGUGUCUGAUGAUGGAGCUGCGAUGCUUUCAUUUGAAUCUCUUGUUGAAACUGCUGACUUUGCAAGGAAGUGGGUACCAUUCUGCAAAAAAUAUGCCAUUGAACCACGUGCACCAGAGUUUUACUUUGCACAGAAGAUUGACUACUUGAGGGAUAAAGUGCAACCUUCUUUUGUGAAGGAACGUAGAGCAAUGAAGAGAGAUUAUGAAGAGUUUAAAGUGCGAAUUAAUGCUUUAGUUGCAAAGGCUCAGAAAAUGCCAGAAGAAGGUUGGACUAUGGAAGAUGGAACACCUUGGCCAGGGAAUAACAGCCGUGACCACCCAGGCAUGAUUCAGGUUUUCCUUGGGCAUAGUGGUACUCAUGACAUUGAGGGGAAUGAACUUCCCCGACUGGUUUAUGUCUCCAGAGAGAAAAGACCAGGCUACCAACACCACAAGAAAGCUGGUGCUGAAAAUGCUCUGGUUAGGGUGUCUGCAGUUCUUACCAAUGCGCCUUACAUCCUCAAUCUUGACUGUGAUCACUAUGUUAAUAAUAGCAAGGCAAUUCGAGAGGCAAUGUGUUUCUUGAUGGACCCUCAAGUUCGUGGAGACGUAUGCUACGUGCAGUUUCCUCAGAGAUUUGAUGGCAUUGAUCGAAGUGACAGAUACGCCAAUCGCAACACAGUUUUCUUUGAUGUCAACAUGAAAGGACUAGAUGGCAUUCAAGGACCAGUUUAUGUGGGAACAGGUUGUGUUUUCAACAGGCAAGCUCUUUAUGGCUACGGGCCUGCUUCUUUGCCCAGCUUACCUAAGGCUUCCUCCUCCUCAUCGUCAUGCUCAUGGUGUGGAUGCUGCUCUUGUUGCUGCCCCUCCAAGAAGACCUCUAAAGAUCCCUCAGAAGUAUACAGAGAUGCAAAACGUGAAGAGCUCGAUGCUGCCAUCUUUAACCUCAGGGAGAUUGAUAAUUAUGAUGAGCAUGAAAGGUCAAUGCUGAUCUCACAGAUGAGCUUUGAGAAAACUUUUGGCUUGUCCUCCGUAUUUAUUGAGUCCACACUGAUGGAAAAUGGAGGAGUGCCUGAUUCUGUCAACCCAUCAACAUUGAUCAAGGAAGCAAUUCAUGUCAUUGGCUGUGGUUAUGAAGAGAAGACUGCAUGGGGAAAAGAGAUUGGUUGGAUAUAUGGUUCAGUCACUGAGGAUAUUUUAACGGGUUUCAAGAUGCAUUGUAGAGGAUGGAGAUCAAUUUACUGCAUGCCCGUAAGGCCUGCAUUCAAAGGGUCAGCCCCUAUCAACCUUUCUGAUCGACUGCAUCAAGUUCUCCGGUGGGCACUUGGAUCUGUUGAGAUUUUCCUUAGCAGACACUGUCCGCUAUGGUAUGGAUUUGCAGGAGGCCGCCUCAAGUGGCUUCAAAGACUAGCCUACAUAAACACCAUUGUUUAUCCAUUUACAUCCCUCCCUCUUGUUGCUUAUUGCACAAUCCCAGCAAUCUGCCUUCUCACAGGAAAAUUUAUCAUACCAACGUUGUCCAACGUUGCAAGUAUGCUCUUUCUGGGCCUUUUCAUCUCCAUUAUUGUGACCAGCGUGCUUGAGCUGCGGUGGAGUGGUGUCAGCAUUGAAGACUGGUGGCGCAAUGAACAGUUCUGGGUUAUUGGAGGUGUUUCGGCCCAUCUCUUUGCUGUUUUCCAAGGAUUCCUGAAGAUGUUGGCCGGCGUUGAUACCAAUUUCACCGUCACUUCAAAAGCAGCUGACGAUGGAGAAUUUGGUGAGCUCUACCUUGUCAAGUGGACAACAGUUUUGAUCCCUCCGACAACACUCAUCAUCGUCAAUAUGGUGGGUGUUGUGGCUGGAUUUUCGGAUGCUCUUAAUAAAGGAUACGAAGCAUGGGGGCCACUCUUUGGCAAGGUUUUCUUUUCCUUCUGGGUUAUUCUCCAUCUUUACCCCUUCCUAAAGGGUCUCAUGGGUCGCCAAAACCGGACUCCAACCAUUGUUGUUCUGUGGUCGGUGCUGUUGGCCUCAGUCUUUUCGCUUGUCUGGGUGAAGAUAAAUCCCUUUGUGGGCAGUGCUGAUGCAACCGUCGCCCAAAGCUGCAUUUCUAUAGAUUGUUAGGUCUCUCUCUCUCUCUCUCUCUCUCUCUUGAUGCUUCCAAGAAUUUUCCAUCCAAUAUGAUGAUGAUUUUGAUUGCCACUUGUUAAAGUGAGAAUCAUGCUUAGCUCUUUGUUGAGUGUUCCAGACAUAUUGAUGUAAGUUUUAGACAAAUACGUAUUGAUAUUUUGAGUGCUGGAUAAUCUGUUUGCGAACCGAGAAAAA
Messenger RNA from Carya illinoinensis, 4524 nucleotides. RefSeq names its product cellulose synthase A catalytic subunit 8 [UDP-forming]. Gene Ontology annotation, biological process: cellulose biosynthetic process; plant-type primary cell wall biogenesis. NCBI's taxonomy places the organism in Eukaryota, Viridiplantae, Streptophyta, Magnoliopsida, Fagales, Juglandaceae. The transcript is spliced from 26 exons. Gene Ontology annotation, cellular component: plasma membrane; trans-Golgi network. The coding region runs from base 79 to 4323 and encodes 1414 amino acids. The record is from RefSeq and is a predicted model, not a curated record. Gene Ontology annotation, molecular function: protein binding; cellulose synthase (UDP-forming) activity.